Molecule: messenger RNA, 1352 nt
Organism: Talaromyces stipitatus ATCC 10500
Lineage: Eukaryota; Fungi; Ascomycota; Eurotiomycetes; Eurotiales; Trichocomaceae
Exons: 3
Coding region: 90-1352 (420 amino acids)
Molecular function (GO): GTP binding
Source: RefSeq, a predicted model, not a curated record
ACAAAACCCUUACUUUGUUCAUGUUUGAACACUAAUAGCCUAUUCAUGAUCGCAAGUUAUUUUCCCAAACAACUUCGAUUUAACACUGUAUGGAGAUCGGAAUGAGUUUUUCUACCCCAAAACACAUCCCUAGCGGAGAACCAAAUGGAGAGCAGUCAAACAAGGAGGAAGUCUUCUCAGGUGAUGAACAGACUAAAGACACUCCACCAGAGAACGGUGCUAUAAUGUCCAAGAAUAGCAUCUCCACCUGGCCUUUCAGAACACUCUUCGAUCUUUUAAAGAUAGCCAAGGGGAGAGUCAACCAAAGCAUGCUCAACUUCAUCAAGCAACAUCUCAAUGGCACGAGGCUCAUAUUUGUGGUGGGCGAGACCGGAUCUGGCAAGACCACGCUGUUAGGAGAGAUAACAGGCCAGGAUCUCAAAAUUGGACAUUCAGCCAAUUCAGGGACCCUUGGCUACCAGGUACUCCCGGCAAUAAUCCACGGCAAGCAAUACCUCUUCGUCGAUACACCGGGGUUCGGAGCUGCGGAUCUGCAAAAUAGGGAGGUAUACGAAGACAUAAUGAGCUGUGUGUGUACUCUGGGACAGUGGGUAACUGUUGCUGGAAUCAUGUUUGUUCACGAUGCCAGGCAGCAAAGACUGACCCAAAGUGAAAUGACAACUAUUCGGUGGCUGGAAUGCUUUUGCGGUCCUCAGUUCUUUCAAAAUGUCACAAUUGUUCAAACGCAGUGGGACAGGAUUACUGAAGAUGACGUGGAUCAAGCUCGCGAUAUUGCUGAAGAGCUACAAACAUCAGCAUUUAAGGAUAUUCUCUUCCCGAAACACGUCAGAGGUGGGUGUGUCUACAACCACGGAGUGCGUGUGGGGAAUGGUAGCGAUUGGGACAUAUUCUCCAGAAAAAGAAACCCGGCAGAACGAUCCCAAAUGGCCGCGGAUUUCGUACAGUACCAGUAUGAACGUUGCGAUGGAGUUGGGAGGCUCCAGGUUCUGGAAGAGCUAGCUCAAGGCUGGGGACCCUAUGAAACGGAGGCAGCAAAGACUCUUUUUAACGCUUCUAGUACUCCAAUGAUAUGUGUACUACGAUACAAAGCCUUUGUGGUGGAUCUCGACGAGGAAGUUAUGCCCAAAGUGAAAGAAGAGGACGAGGCUACUGCAGCAGAACCAUCAGCGAAGCAGCAAGCAGCCGAAAGUUCGACAUGGAAAUGGUGGGAAAUUGCAAAAGAGGUAGCAUGGACUUUCUGGGGCUUUGAAAGAACUGGAACGACCAAGUUUACGGAAUAUAUGGAGUCGGUGACUACGGAUGUGUGGGAAAGAUUGAAAGGCUGGUGGUCCGGAAAGACGCCACCUCAGUAA